AUGUCUUCUGUCUCCUCCACAUACCCUCUCCCCGUCGACGACGACGAGGUCAAACGCUCAGAGCUUCACCACCGCAUGAUGCAGUUCGUCUUUUCAGGCAAGAACUACGUCGGCCCCGUCAAAGAGGCCCUGCAGUUCGGUCAGAAGCGGCGUAUUCUCGACCUUGGAACCGGUAGCGGCCAAUGGGCUAUCGAUAUGGCGGACGAGUUUCCCCGUGCAGAGGUCAUUGGAAUCGACAUAGCGCCUAUUCAACCCAAAUAUGUUCCUCCGAAUUGCACGUAA
Coprinopsis cinerea okayama7#130 is the source of this 282-nucleotide messenger RNA. RefSeq lists its product as hypothetical. Bases 1 to 282 code for a protein of 93 amino acids. The record is from RefSeq and is a predicted model, not a curated record. NCBI's taxonomy places the organism in Eukaryota, Fungi, Basidiomycota, Agaricomycetes, Agaricales, Psathyrellaceae. The transcript is spliced from 3 exons.